Strigops habroptila (Kakapo) is the source of this 3872-nucleotide messenger RNA. RefSeq names its product leiomodin 1 (gene LMOD1). Gene Ontology annotation, cellular component: myofibril; striated muscle thin filament. The record is from RefSeq and is a predicted model, not a curated record. Lineage: Eukaryota; Metazoa; Chordata; Aves; Psittaciformes; Psittacidae. The transcript has 5 exons. Bases 1108 to 2910 code for a protein of 600 amino acids. Gene Ontology annotation, molecular function: actin binding; tropomyosin binding. Gene Ontology annotation, biological process: pointed-end actin filament capping; muscle contraction; myofibril assembly.
ACCAGCAGGUGGUGCUGUGGCUUCUGCUCUUGCUGGGGGGGGCGUUGGGAAGAGAAGAAAAUCUCCCCUUGGAGCCCCCCCCGCUCCCGUGUUUCUGUUGCUGCUGUGGCCGGUCCCACCCUGGUCCAACCCUUCCAAGCAGGCAAUUGCUUGCAGGAGCCUUGUCCUUUCCCCUACCGAGGGCUCAGAAGAGAAAUUAAACAGAUCAGAGGAAUCCAUCCCAUUUUCAGUGUCCUUUUUAUGGGAAUAAAGAAAGGAAGACAGAUGGGGGUUGGAACUAUGUGAUCUGAGGGUCCUUUCCACGCCUAACUGUGGUUCUAUGGUGGUCCUGGGUGGUGUCCCGAGAGGAGAGGCACCGAAGGGCUUUCCCAGCUCUGCUGGAGCCCUUGGACGUGUGCCUGGAGAAGCUCAGCGUGACUCUGCCUCAGUUCCUCACCCCCAGGACAUGGCUCAUCCUGUCGCUGUGUUUCAGAGGCGUCUUGUGCAGAAAUACCCAUCGGUGGCUCCAAGGUGCUCGGUUGCUAUGGAGAUGGGGAUCCAGAGAAAUCCGGGCACUGGCAGAGCCUCGCUGGAGACUGGGAGCUGCUGGGAGCUCCUCUGCGCCGCGCUGUCCUGCCUCGGAGGGACAGCAUCCAGCGGCUGGAGCCGGCUGCAGAGCAAGGCCCAAGGGCCCCCACACGUGUCCCCAGUCCCUGUUGCUGGUGGCCCAGAGCUCCUUGGAUUCUGGGCUGAAAGCACGAGGUUGGCCUAUUGCCUUUAAAAGGCUAAAUGCUCCGGACUAAAUUUGGUCAUGCAGCUCUGCCUGGUUCCCUGGAAUGUCCUCGGGUUUCAGGCUCCUCUGAUAGCACCAUUCCCCGCCUCCCACCGGGCUCCAUUGGCUUCCCCGCUCCCAAAUCGCCGCUGGAUCCUGUUAUUGGCCAUCUCUUGGACCGAGGGGUGUCCCCUCUUUCUAACCACUAGAUCCCGGGGCUGCAGCCAUUGAGGCUUGCUGGGAUUUAACACUUCAGCACCUGCUGCUGCUGGGGAAGCAGUUGGAGCUUCGGCUUCUGGUUUUUCUCCUGCCUUGGGUCCCACACAACCGCCACCGUGUCUCGCCAGCGAGCCAAGAUGUCCAAAGUGGCCAAAUACCGGCGACAAGUCAGCGAAGAUCCUGACAUCGACAGUUUGUUGUCGACUCUGUCGCCAGAGGAGAUGGAAGAGCUGGAAAAGGAGCUGGAUGUGGUGGAUGCCGAUGGCAGCAUCCCUCUGGAGCUCAGGCAGGAAAACCAAACGGAGAACAGCCCGCAAAACUGCGCCACGACGCUCAACCACUGCGGGAAGGAGAGCAGGAAACGCCUUCAGAGGGAGCAGUCAAUAGAUGAAACCAGAUUGAGUGAGAAGAAAAAGGGAGCCAAGAAUGAAGAAGAGAAGGGAAAGGAAACUCCUUCCAAAGACCUGGCCCGGAAACGAGACACAAAGGUGGGGAAAGACUCUAAAAAGGAAGAAAGUGUUCAAAAAACAGACCCCAAAGUUAAAGCUGAAGUGGAGACUAAGACCAAAGAGAGGAAGACUAUCAACGAUAAAGUCCAGGCCAUGGAGAAAAAGAUGGUGGGGAAGGACAAAAAGGAAGAAGAGAAGGGUUCAGUGUUGAAGAAGAACACGGGGAAAGACAAAAAGGAGGAAAAGAAAGGCUCAGCAUUGAAGGAGGAUGCGGGGAAGGAUAAAAAGGAGGAAGAGAAGGGCUCAGCAGCAAAGAAGGAGAAGGACAAAAAGGAAGAAGAAAAGGCUUCAGCAUCGAAGAGCACAGGGAAGGACAAAAAGGAGGAAGAGAAGAGUUCCGGAUCAAAGAAACAGGCAGGGAAAGACAUGGAAGGAGAAGAUAAGAAAGAAACAGAUAAAAAGGAAGAGGAAAAGAGUUCAGCCUUGAAAAAAUCCAAGGAGGACGAGAAGGAGAAAGCGCAGCCGGAGGCAGGGAAGGCAGUGGAGGAGAAAGCAGCCAAGGCAGCGGCCGAGAGCAGCCCCCCCAAGCCCAGCCCCAACAGCUCCUCGGAUCAGGGCAAGGAUGAUGAAGCCUCCAGCAUUUUCGAUGAGCUCAUUGAGAAGGUGAAGAACAACGAUGCUGAGGUCACCGAGGUGAACGUCAACAACUCGGACUGCAUCAACAAUGAGACCCUGGUGCGCUUCACCGAGGCGCUGGAGUUCAACACCGUGGUCAAGCUCUUCGCCUUGGCCAACACCCGCGCUGACGACCACGUGGCCUUCGCCAUCGCCAUCAUGCUCAAGUCCAACAAGGUGUUGACCAGCAUCAACCUGGACUCCAACCACAUCACAGGCAAGGGCAUCCUGGCCAUUUUCCGGGCGCUGCUGCAGAACAACACGCUGACGGAGCUGCGCUUCCACAACCAGCGGCACAUCUGUGGCGGGAAGACGGAGAUGGAGAUCGCCAAGCUCCUGAAGGAGAACACCACGCUCCUGAAGCUGGGCUACCACUUCGAGCUGGCCGGGCCACGCAUGACAGUCACCAACCUGCUGAGCCGAAACAUGGACAAACAGAGGCAGAAACGCCUCCAGGAGCAGAAAUUAGCCCAGGAGCGGGGGGAGAAGAAAGACCUCCUGGAGGUGCCCAAGCCCGGGGCUCUGCCGAAGGGGUCCCCCAAGCCAUCCCCACAGCCGUCCCCCAAGGCGUCCCCUAAAAGCUCUCCCAAGAAAGGGGGGGCACCCGCUGCGCCACCACCACCUCCUCCUCCGCUCGCCCCACCGCUGAUCAAUGAGAACCUGAGGAACUCGCUCUCACCGGCCACGCAGAGGAAGUUGGGAGACCGGGCGCUGCCGGUCCAGGAGAAGAACUCACGGGACCAGCUCCUGGCAGCCAUCCGCUCCAGCAACCUCAAACAGCUCAGGAAGGUGGAGGUGCCGAAGCUGCUGCAGUAGGGACGGGAUGGCAUUCCCCCCGCAGCCCGGCGUGCCCAGGACACUCGCCUUUCCCGGGACUGUUUCCACGACAAACCCUUUGGGACCCUGCAGUGACCAAGCCGAGGAGCAGCGUUCCCUCUGGGAUGGACACGGAAGGGCCACCGCGGCCGAUGGAUGCGGCGCGGGAGGAAGACCUUCUAUUUAUUGUCCUUACGGUUGUGAAGCCUUCAAGCUCUUCCCUUUGCCAGCACCGUGUCCCGCUCCGUGCCGGGGACACAGGAGGGAUCUGCAGAGCUGGUCCUGAUGGGAAGCUCCUCUUGGAGCACACCAAAGGGGCUUGCCUGGAGUGCUCCAGCCUGGGCGAGUGGAGGUCCCCCCCAAGCCUUGCUUUAGGGAGGGGCAGGUGACAGCCAGACCAUCAUCAUGACUUGUGUCCCCGUGGUGGCUCUGGAUGGCCGGGAGGGUGACGGGGUGCAGACACCGUGGUGGGGUGCAGGAGCUGUGGUGGGGUGCUGGCUUGUGGGGUGCUGGAUGGACCCCAGGAGGAAUCAGGAGGUGGUGGUUCAGGUUUGAGGGGGGUUUCCCCUCUUCUUCACUAUGAAGGAAGUUCACCCAUGAGGGUGGUGGGACACUGCGAUGGGUUGAGCGGAGAAGCUGUGGCUGCCCCGUCCCUGGCAGUGUCCACGGCCGGGUUGGACACAGGGGCUUGGAGCGGGAGGUGUCCCUGCCCCUGGGUUGGAUCGAGAUGGUCUUCAAGGUCCCUUCCACCCCAAACCAUUCCAUGAGUCCAUGACUCCUGACCCACCUUCUCCACACCCCACCUGACCCACGGGACGCUGCUGGUCCCCAAAGCACCCCCCGAGGAAGGGCAGCUCCAGCUUGGGGGGGGGGGCAGUGGGUUUUGGGGUCCCGGCGUGAAGCUUCGCUGCGCUCUGUAUCGCUGCGGCCACGGCACCGGCAAUAAAGCUCACCCAACGCUA